CCAGGGAUGAUCAUGUGAACAUCUAAAAGACUCCAGGAUUGAGAUUUCAGGGAGUCUUUUUUUUUUUUUCCUUUUUCCUUUUUCCUUCCCCCCUCCUAAGUUUUCCCAGCAUCUAUUUCUGAAAGAGGAAGAAUAGGAGGAGAAAAGUGCCUGCUAAUAGUGCAACAAUGGUUGUGGAAUGGGAAUGACAUGACAGCUGAGGCGAUCCUCGACACUCUUUGGCUGUCUCUCGCAUGCACACACACGCGCAGUGUGUCUGUCUGGUUUGAUGGGCCAGACGGAGUGACCGAGUCACAGCACAAGCGUCAACCAUGGACGAAUCGGCCCUGCUGGAUCUUCUCGAGUGCCCGGUGUGCUUAGAACGCUUGGACGCCUCAGCCAAGGUACUCCCGUGCCAACAUACGUUCUGCCGCCGCUGCCUGCUCGGUAUCGUGGGAUCGCGUGGGGAGCUGCGAUGCCCGGAAUGUCGCACGCUCGUGGAGAGUGGCGUGGACGAGUUGCCGAGCAACAUCCUCCUCGUACGCCUGCUCGACGGCAUUAAGCAACGACCCUGGAGAGCCGGCACGGGUUGCACCAAUGGCUCAGCUGGCGGAGGGGUCCGAGAGCAUGCCAACUCUGGAGCGCAGCCCCAAAGAGCUCAGACCAAAAGCACUGCUGUCAGGGGUGUCCCCCAGCUCCCUUGCGCCAAGGCCUUGUACAACUACGAUGGUAAGGAACCCGGCGACCUCAAGUUCGGCAAGGGCGACAUCAUCAUCCUGCGCCGGCAGGUGGAUGAGAACUGGUACCACGGCGAAAUGGGCGGAGUGCACGGCUUCUUCCCGGCCAGCUUCGUGCAGGUGAUCAAGCCGCUACUGCAGCCGCCGCCGCAGUGCAAGGCCCUGUACGACUUUGAGCUGAAGGACAAGGAGGCUGACAAGGACUGCCUUCCUUUCUCAAAGGACGACAUUCUGACGGUAAUUCGACGCGUGGACCAGAACUGGGCCGAGGGAAUGCUGGGAGAUAAGAUUGGCAUCUUCCCCAUAUCCUAUGUCGAGUUUAACUCGGCUGCACGCCAGUUAAUCGAGCUCGACAAGGUGCCGGACGACUCUGCCGAGGGUUCUACUUCGUCCUCCUCCUUUUCGUCGUCCACCCCGGGCCCCCAAGCCAACGGGUCGCAUAAAGCGCCAGGGGAGAAAAAGAACAGCAAGAAGCGCCACUCGUUCACCUCGCUGACCAUGUCCCAUAAGCCAUGCCUGGCCCCUCCGCCGCAGCGCCACUCCAUGGAGAUCAGCGGGCCCGUGCUGAUCAGCUCCUCGAACCCUACAGCGGCAGCACGCAUCGGAGAGCUCAGCGGCGGCUUGUCGUCUAGCGCCCCCUCCCAGGUUCAUAUUUGCACAACGGGCCUCAUCGUUACUCCACCACCGAGCAGUCCUGUAACAACGACCACGGUCUUCACUUUUCCUCCAGAGAUCAGCUAUGCCUCCAUUCCAGUGGAAGCAUUGCCUCCUCCACCACCUCCUCCCCCACAAUCUUCCUCCGUGGGCGCGGCGUCAUCGUUGGCCACAGGGCAGAGGCCGUCCCCCACUGCGAGCGACCAGAGUGGACGUCAGAGACCAACUGUGUACGUCGCAAUGUUCCCGUACACACCUCGUAAGGAGGAUGAGCUAGAGCUGAGAAAGGGCGAGAUGUUCCUUGUGCUGGAGCGCUGCCAGGACGGCUGGUUUAAAGGAACCUCCAUGCACACCGGCAAGAUCGGAGUGUUUCCUGGCAACUACAUGAGUCCUGUCAACAGAACGGUGGCAAGCAACAAUCAACCCAAAGUGCCGUUAACAAUGUGCUCGCAGGCUGGACGCAGUGUCACCAUUGUUAGCUCCUCGUCCCCUCCGAACGGAGCUGCCCUGUGUAACGUUGACCCCAACAAGUCUGUCCCUAUUUGCACAGGCCCUGCCCCUUCAAGCCCCGUUCCUGCAGGUGUUGUGACAGCAGCUCACAUGCCGCCUGGUCAGCAUCCCAAAGUGCUCAUGCAUGUGACGUCACAAAUGACGGUUAACCAGGCACGUAACGCUGUGAGGACCGCUGUGGGUCACAAUCAGGACCGGCCCACUGCAGCCAUAACGCCCAUCCAGUCCCAGAACGCCAUGGCUUUUCUGCCUCACCUGGCUGUGUGUCCACAGCCGUCACCUGGCAGCGCCUCCAACUCGAACCCUGGGUCAAGCAGAAUGGGAGUGGCAAUGGGCUGUGCCGCCGCCUCACUUACCCCACCUAAUAUCAGCGCUGCAUCUUUGGAGGUUGAUAGCAUGAGACCAAGCACCAUGGUGGCGAUCCCAGUUGCUUCCGGGAACCCCAAGCCUCCUGGUACCUCGGCAGCCAAUCAGGGUCCUGCUUGUAAACUAGACAAGGACUGCAAGAGGGAGAAGAAAGGCCUGUUGAAGCUGUUGUCAAAUAAAAAGAAGUCUCGCCCCUCUCCCCCAUCCUCCCCGACUCUGGAGGCGGAGCAAACCGUUGCCGUGGACGUGCCGCAAGGAGCCAUGGCACCCGAAAUGCCCGUAACCAACACAACAGCAGGAGCUAUAGGAAAUCAUUGCCGGAACGGAGCCUGUCCUGUGGAGGCUGAGACACCUGCACCUUCAUCUUCAUCAUCAUCAUCAACAAAUUCUGAUGCUGCACGCAGGAGCGGCUGUCAGGAAAAUUCCGCCCCCAUUGCACCACCACCACGACAGCCGUGCUCCUCGCUCCUGUCCAUGCAGCAUGACGGACGGCCAAUUGUGUGUGAGAGGUACCGUGUGGUAGUCUCUUACCCUCCGCAGAGCGAGGCUGAACUGGAGCUGAAGGAGGGCGACAUUGUCUUCGUGCACAAGAAACGCGAGGAUGGCUGGUUUAAAGGCACGCUCCAGAGGAACGGCCGGACGGGCCUCUUUCCUGGUAGUUUCGUCGACAGCAUUUGACUCGAAAAGCCUCUUGCUAUCAAGCUAAAUCAACACAAUGUUGUUGCCAGGUUAGCAGCUGCCCUCGGCCUGGAAAGCUCUCUGCCAUGGUAGACACGAUGGAAUCAGCAACGUAUACACGAUUGUCGAUUUAAGCACAAAUCAACCUGGUAUUUUUAUUUUUUAAAAACACAUCCUGGACGCCAUGAGGCUAUCACAGUCUCUUGAAGCAGAACACAUAAAGACACGUUGACCAAAAUCAUAUAAAAAGCACAUGUAUCAUAAAGACAGCAUGACACAGCGCUGGAAAAAGCGCUUGUGAUAAUCCGUUAAUUUAUGUACCUGUAUUUCAGAACGGUCUACAUGUGUGCCUUGUGCAGCAUCACUUUAUUGUAUAUACGUGAACAGAGCUUCUUUAUGAGUGAACUAAGCAAAGCUGGAUAAUAUGGAUUUAUUAUACACCUUUAAAAAAAAAUGUAGCUUUGAUUUAGGCUAUUUACAGAUGAUUAAUGUGAACUGUGAUCGGUCGCUGAUUCGCGUCGCUUGGUCAUUGGUGGGCGGAGUCGACGUCCCUACUUAAUAAUGUAUCUUUUCAACAGCAAUGGGUGAUGUUGAUCUCUAUGAAGAUAAACUACUGUUGGUCAGCCUGAAGAUCGAGUUGAGCUUGAAUUUACUACUGAUUAAUUAAAAAGAAAUCUAGAGAAAGAAAUAUAUAUAGAUAUUCAAAUUCGAUCUGGUCUGUAGAAAUAUCCGUACAUGUUUUUGAGGGGGUUAUCAAGCGUCCAAAGUCGCGACGGCUUGUGCACGGUGAAUUGUAGCGAACACGACUCAGUAUUGGGGAUGUAACGAACCUGCUGUAGAUUUUAUUCAGUAACGGGGUUUAGUAGGAUUAAGUAGGAUUUAGUUCAGUUAAUGCUUCUGAUAGAACAUUUGAUAUUUAAAAAAAAUUUAAGAAUGAGUAAAAAUACACUCCAUAGAAAGCAUUCGAAAGGUGGUGGCAUAGACAUUUAACUCAAAUCGUACUAAUUAUAUUUAUAUAUUCAGAUAUGAUAGCUGCUGCCUUCCUUUGUUUUUGUUUUUAUGUUGUUGUUUUUUUUUUUUUUUUUCCCGGGUCUGACAGUAUGACUGACAGCUGAGUGACGGAUCACUGAAGCACACUCAUAUUAUUGCUUUGUCGUCUGGUGUUGUGUGUAUUUCUAUGUUCUUAACUUACAGCUAAUUUUAGUCUAUUGCACUACACCCGACACAGAAGGGAUUAACCUUUUGAUCAACAGAUAAGAGCUGCUUCAUGCCUUGAGUCCAGCGUCCCAGCAACGCCACUUCAGUGUUCAUAUUUUUGGUCGUGUUUGCCUCACAGGUUCAUCUGUAGCACGUUCAUGCCUCACUGGUUUGUGGGAUUGUGAGGACAUCGCAAUUUUACCACAAAUCCAUGCGUUAUUUAUCACUUCUCUUGUUUUCUUCUCCAUAAGAACCCACGAUAACAAUGACUGAUCUCCUUCAAGACUCACAUGAAGGAUUUCGUUAUUUUUCCAAAUUACUUCAUUUGCUGAGUCAUGACCCAAAUCAAGACAUCUUAUUUCGUGACCAAACCCCAUAUGUAGUUAGAAUUUGUUUGACCUGUAGUUUCCGGAGACAUUUCUACCCAAUCCAGUGUUUGACCUUCGUCAUUGAGAACUGUAGACACAUUUUUAGUUCAAAUCAGAUCAGUGAUCUGAUUUAAACACUGUUUACAGGUGUGCUGGUUUAAGAGGACCUCGAAGAGCAAACUAGCUGGUGUUAUUGUGUUGUUCUUUUUCUUUUAGUUUUUUUUGGGUACAUAUUUUUCCCCCGUACAGGAAGUGCCUGUGUAGUUUUGUCGAGUUCACCCCGUCAAUAAACUAGCAAGGAACAUACAAACCCUGGGAUUCAGGCAGAAGCUGACACACUCACACUGCUUCAAUUAUACACACCUUUUUGUUUUUGUAUUUCUUUCCCUAUCGGGCUAACUAGGUCCAGGCAUGUCCUCAUUGUGCAGGACCAAACGGUUUUCAUACUUCGUUUGUGAGAUGCAGUACUAAUACCUGACUUGAACAUUUACACUCCAACAAUCUACACUCCUUUCAUUAUUAUUAUUAUUAUUAUUUUUAUAUAAACCCUGGUUUUAGUACAUGCUCAUCUUUGUCUGCUAGUAGUGAAGUUGAUCUCCUCAUAUUCACUAAAUCAUUGGAAGAUUUUGUCCUUGUCAUUUUUUUUGUGCUAACUGUAAUAAAAGAUCUUGAUUUCCAAAGGA
Molecule: messenger RNA, 5172 nt
Organism: Silurus meridionalis
Lineage: Eukaryota; Metazoa; Chordata; Actinopteri; Siluriformes; Siluridae
Gene: sh3rf1
Product: SH3 domain containing ring finger 1
Exons: 12
Coding region: 312-2924 (870 amino acids)
Molecular function (GO): protein binding
Source: RefSeq, a predicted model, not a curated record